Galleria mellonella (greater wax moth) is the source of this 3277-nucleotide messenger RNA. Its product is annotated as TBC1 domain family member 31. Gene Ontology annotation, molecular function: protein binding. The transcript has 2 exons. The record is from RefSeq and is a predicted model, not a curated record. The coding region runs from base 727 to 3150 and encodes 807 amino acids. Gene Ontology annotation, cellular component: centrosome. Lineage: Eukaryota; Metazoa; Arthropoda; Insecta; Lepidoptera; Pyralidae.
GAGACACACAAUAAAGCGCUUAUAUUACAUGGUUGCUAUAGUAACGGACACAUGUCACGAAUCAAAAAACGUAAACACAACUGGUCUUCAUCUACGGUAAACACGAAGUAGACGACUAAAGAAAUAAAAAUUAAAGAACAGUCACUAUUUGCACUAUUUUAAAUGUGGAAUUCCUAAAGAAAAUAAUUAGCUUGGUGAUUAAAUCAACAACGUUACAGGUCAUUCGCAGGUAAAUAAUUUGGCGUCUCUAAUAUCUAAAGAAAGUGCACUUUUUUAUCACUGAAUAGUAAAAAGGAAUAAGUCUGAUACUUGUUUCCUUUUGUUACGAGCAUACGGUCCGCCUGAUGGUCAGCGACCGCUGCAACCAUGAAUUUGUAUUGCGAGAAAAAUAUCGUCUUAUAACUAAGAACUCGUAAAAACGAGUGCCCUUUAAAUGGUCUUGAAGUUAGUGCAACAAUUAGAUAAUAGAGAAAUUAAAAACAGUGUGUUAAGUGCAUAGAUAAAGAACGAGUAUCUGAAAUUAAUACCUACUUAAUCCUAAUCGAUCAAUAACAGUUCAGACAUAGAUUAAAAAUGUCAAUCAAUGGCAAUCAGUGCUCAAUGUCAUUUCGUAUCGUUGGAAAUCUGUCGGAAUCGCCAAAUUUUAAAUAUUUUAAUAAUUGUAUAAACAAAAUAUGAGAAUCAUUUUAAAACUUCUUUUUGUGAAUGAUUAAUGAUAUACCAUAGAUGGAUCAAAGGCAGCUACAAUCCCGAAAUAUAGAAAAAUAUGAUUUGAAACUAAAAUCGAGACCUAAAGAUGGGGUAAUACUACAAUUACACCACACAGUUCGUGAUUCCAAUGGCAAAAAUAGAAGGAUUCGAUUCUCAUCUGGUACAUUCGAUGACCUACACGAGAAACUAGCAUGUGCCGACAACUUGGGUAAUAUUUUCAUUUUGGAUUUCACCGAUCUUAAAUUCUGGAAACUGAGCAGUGUAGGAACUUGUACCGCUUUAUACUUCCUUCCCAAUAAAGAGGACAUUUUAAUUGUUGCUAAUGCCAAAAAAUAUGAUAUAAGCUUUUUGGAUAUAGAUAACGGAGAAACAAAUUUGACUUUGACCGGUCAUACAGCACCUGUAAAACAUAUCUCUUAUUCUAAUAGUAAAUAUAAUAAUUUACUUACUGCCAGUUCUGUAGAAGCUAUAUUAUGGGAACUUCGUAAUUACACUAAAUACUUCACACUUAACACGUAUCUAGAUGCUCAAAUCCAGCAAAUUAUGUUCACACCGGCUGGUGAUUAUCUUGUCGCGUGUUUUCAAAAUGAUACAGUGCAAAUAUGGAAAAAUGAAACUAUGAAAUCUGUGAAGCAGAUUAUACCAAGUGAAUUAAAACAUUUGAAGAAUAUUGCGUUCACAAUGAAUGGUCGAGCUAUGGCUAUGGCUGGUCUCACGCCUAUGCUAAUAUUAUUCAGUAUGGACACAUGGAAAGCUUUAAAAUCAAUAAAUUUAACAAAACACAAUAUAAGUGGGGCUCAGCAAAUAGCUUUUAUACCACAAAUAUUUGAUGGCGGAGCCAAUAAAAUCCUUGCUAUUUUAAGUAGUGAUUGUACUCUUCAUUUAUUAGAUCUGGAAAUAUUAAAUGUUAUACACAGUAUUUGCCCAGAUUCAUCAUGUAUAAAAAGAUUUGUAAUAAGUCCAACCGGAAAAUAUUUCCUUUGUAUUUUACAAUUAGGAGAGGUAAAUAUUUACAACUCAUCAUAUGUCAUGGACUUAGCACAGAAUAUAAGUGAUUUAAAGAAAGAGAAACUAUGUACUUCAAUGCAAAAGUUAGCGAGACAAGAUGUAUCUUCUUCUAAAGCUGAAGUAGAGCAGAAGAUGCGGAUAUGCAUGGAUAGUGUAAGAUUGAGAAGAAUAUUAAUGCAAUACGGCGAAUACCCUGACAAAUUUAGAUCAAUUAUAUGGAGGUCUCUACUUAAUACACCUAGAAAUAGGAAUGCAUAUUCUUCUUUAAUUGAUAAAGGGAUACAUCCAGCUUAUAAAGAUAUCGAGAAACAAUUUACUAUCCAUAGUUCUGUCACGCUUAAAAGUUUGAAAAGAUUGUUAUCUUGCCUUGCACAUUGGUGCCCAUUAUUUGGAGUAAUGAAAUUUCUUCCUGCAUUUGUUUUUCCAUUCGUAAAAGUAUUGCAAAAGGACCCCUUGUUAUUAUUUGAAUGUGUAGCUACAAUAUUAUUAAAUUAUUGCCAACUUUGGUUUGAAUAUGCACCAUUCCCUCCAAUAAGUAUUUUGGCUAUAGUUGAAAAUAUUUUAUCAGAACAUGAUCAGCAACUCUUAGAUCACUUCUGUGAAACUGGUAUCACAAGUCAAACGUAUGCACUCAAGAUAUUAGAGACAGCAUUCAGCGAAGUACUAACUUGUUCUGAAUGGCUGAUUCUCUGGGAUCACAUACUAAGUAAUGAUCCAGCUUUCGUUAUCAUGGCAGUGGUAUCAUACAAUAUAGUUCAAAGAAAUGCAAUUAAAAGAUUAAAAACGCAUGAACAAUUGGAAAAUUUUUUUCGAAUGCAAAAUCCCAUAGACAAAAAACAUUUUUUAAAGAAUGCUUAUGUGUUGUUAAAUGAUACUCCUGAUGACAUCCAUCCAAAGAGAUUUUUUAACACCUUUAUAUCAUUGGAUAAAGGCAACUGUUAUCAACAAUUUACCGGUUACCCAAAAGCAACUAUUUGUAUGAAAUUAGCCAAGAAGAACAGAAAAAUGAAAUUGCAAAAUGACGGAAACACUCUGAAAGAAAUGACUAUAUUAAAUCAAAAAAUACAAAUCAGCGAAAGGUCUAAAAAAGAGAAUAUUCAUAACAAAGAAAAAAUUAACAGUGAAGAUGAAACCUUUCAUAAACUUAUAAAUAAGAACAAUAUGAAAAGUAUACACGAUAUUCAAGAUAACAGAGAUUUAUGUAGGAAACAAAACAUAGAUACUGUAGCAUAUCCUACAACAAUUCACAUACAGCAAAACAAGGAACAUUCAGGUACUAAAUCAAAUAAAAAAGAUAAGGACUAUAUUUGCAAAUAUUCAUCAAGAUCAAAAACAAAGAAAAAGUCUAAUGGUAAAAGGAAUGCCAAUUUAGAAAAAGAAGUAGAGGAAUUGAUUAAAAUAUAUAAAAACUCUGAUUUGUCUGAUUCAUAACUUAAGAUCAAUUGUAUUAUAGCGUAACCAAAAAAUUUUGUUUACGUAAUUAGAUUGUAAAUGAAAGAAUUGUUAAUAAUUUCAAAAACGACUUUAUUAUUUUCUUUACAAACACGUUUUUAAUAAA